CACCACAGUCACUGAUUCGUGCUGUUAAACAAUCAAACGCUCAUUUUAAGUGUACAGACGUUAUAAAAGUAACUUGAUAAUGCCUUCACAAAGUGUACCUGUCCGUCAUUCCGCUUUUCCUGCGAGGGUACUACAACAAUACUUGCUUUUAUUAAAGAAAUAUCCAAUCCUCACUAAAUCUGUAACGAGUGGUAUUCUUUCAUCAUUGGGAAAUCUUCUGUCUCAAGCUUUGGAGUCCAGUAAAAACAGCAAAGAAAAUAGUGAAAGGAAGAAAAUCAAUCUCCUGGGACCUGUACACUUUGCCAUUUAUGGGUUUGUUAUAACAGGUCCGCUCAGUCAUUACUUCUACCAUCUCCUGGAGGUGUUGUUUCCAACCACCGUUCCAUACUGCCUGGUCAAACGCCUUCUACUAGAGCGUCUAAUAUUCGCCCCGGCUUUCCUCUUGCUUUUUUAUGUGGUCAUGAAUGCUUUCGAGGGCAAGACAGUUGGAGACCUUCAGAAGAAACUUACAAUUUCUUACUGGUCUUCACUGAAGAUGAACUGGAAGGUUUGGACCCCAUUUCAGUUUAUCAACAUCAGCUAUAUACCUGUACAGUUUCGAGUGCUUUUUGCCAACAUUGUUGCCUUGUUCUGGUACGCCUACCUAGCCUCUGCCAGGAAAUGAAACCAAACCUGAUCAACAUCAAAACAAGCUACUAGCUGGCUAGAGUAGGAUUAAACCAGUUUGUGCCUUAAAAGGACAGCAGUGUACCAGAUAAAAAUAAUCUGAUGUCUUCCAGGCCAUCUGACAAUUUUUACUAUAUUUGUAAUUUAAUGUAAUAUAACAGGGAUGAAGCAGUAAAAUGUAAUUACUGAUCAACUUAUACAAACAGUUAUUAUUGUUUUUAUUAAAUUACUUUCACCACA
Molecule: messenger RNA, 906 nt
Organism: Triplophysa dalaica
Lineage: Eukaryota; Metazoa; Chordata; Actinopteri; Cypriniformes; Nemacheilidae
Gene: pxmp2
Product: peroxisomal membrane protein 2
Exons: 5
Coding region: 80-664 (194 amino acids)
Cellular component (GO): membrane; cytoplasm
Source: RefSeq, a predicted model, not a curated record